Nannospalax galili (Upper Galilee mountains blind mole rat) is the source of this 789-nucleotide messenger RNA. Its product is annotated as oogenesin-1-like. Gene Ontology annotation, cellular component: cytoplasm. The record is from RefSeq and is a predicted model, not a curated record. NCBI's taxonomy places the organism in Eukaryota, Metazoa, Chordata, Mammalia, Rodentia, Spalacidae.
AUGAGCAGCCAGGCCCUACCCACACUCCUGGGGCUGGUACAGCAGAAGCUGCUAAGGGAAGAGGACUCAGUCAUCUCUGCUCUGGCGUAUCUGCCCAAAGAGCUCUUCCCACCACUAUUCAAGGAGGCCUUCACCAGAAGACAAACUGACAUCCUGAGGGCAAUGGUCCAGGUUUGGCCCUUCCCCUAUCUUUUGAGCCCAGCAGAGAAGUUCCCUACAGUUGUGCCAUCAGAAGAUAAAAAUUUGGAGAUUGCCUACCCACAGUGUCAGGGAGGUCUUGACAGUUUCCCAGCCACACAUCUCUAUAUGAGUGGUGCCAACUUUCUCAGUGACCACAUGAAACAGUUGUCCAGGCUCCUGGAUUCCCCCUUGGAGACCCUCUCCAUCAGUUCCUGCCAGUUUUCACAGUCAGAUUUGAAUUCCCUAUGGUGUCAGCGCCUCAGUCAGCUCAAGCACCUGAAGCUGAGAGGUACUGAAGUAGUCGAUUUAUGUCCUGUGCCUCUCCAAGUUCUCCUAGAGAGAGUUUCAGGAACUCUGCAGGCUCUGGAAUUAGUGGAUUGUAGGCUGGGGAACUCUGAGCCCCUUGCCCUCCUGCCUGCCCUCAGCCAAUGCUCCCAUCUCACCAUGAUCAAUUUCUAUGACAAUGACAUCUCCAUUGCCGUCCUGAAGGACCUUUUCCACCACACAGCCAAUCUAAGCCAAUUGACCCUGGAGAUGUACUCUGCCCCUCUGGAGUGCUAUGAUGAUGCGGUUUUUAUCCCAGAGAGAUUUUUUCAACAUUGUCUUUAG